This is a messenger RNA of Panicum virgatum (switchgrass), 3195 nucleotides long. RefSeq names its product probable LRR receptor-like serine/threonine-protein kinase At1g67720. Lineage: Eukaryota; Viridiplantae; Streptophyta; Magnoliopsida; Poales; Poaceae. The transcript is spliced from 10 exons. Bases 147 to 3071 code for a protein of 974 amino acids. The record is from RefSeq and is a predicted model, not a curated record. Gene Ontology annotation, molecular function: ATP binding; protein binding; protein kinase activity. Gene Ontology annotation, biological process: protein phosphorylation.
CUCGGCCGCUAAGAUGAAAUUGCUUAGCCGCUAAGAAUUGCGAUUUCAGUUCCAUCCACGGAGGAGGACAGUCGUCUUUACUUAGCUUUUUAGCAGCAUCCAAGCUAUCACUAUAGCUGGCAGCUGCAGCUCCUCCGGCAACCGGCAUGGCCUGCCCAUCUCUUGUCUUGGUAGCCCUCCUCGUCGUCUCCGCCGCCGCCGCCGCCGCUGCGCAGAUGCCAGGUUUCGUCAGCAUCGACUGCGGCGGCUCCGCAAACUACACGGACGAGCUGGGCCUGCUGUGGACGGGCGACGCCGGAUGGUUCCCCUUCGGCGAGACGGCCACCAUCGCCGUGGCGUCGGAGAAGCGCACGCAGUACUCGACGGUGCGCUACUUCCCCGCCGUGUCCCCCUCGUCGCCGGCGAGCAGCAGCAGCAGCACCAAGCACUGCUACACGCUCCCCGUCCGCACCCGCACCCGCUACCUCGUCCGCGCCACCUUCCUGUACGGCAACUUCGACAGCAGCAACGUCUUCCCGGAGUUCGACCUCUACCUGGGGGCCUCCCGCUGGUCCACCAUCGUCAUCUACGACGACGCCAAGGUGGUCACCCGCGAGGCCGUCGUGCUCGCCGCCGCGCCCGCCCUCAGCGUUUGCCUCUCCAACGCCACCACGGGCCAGCCCUUCAUCUCCACGCUCGAGCUCCGCCAGCUCAACGGCUCCCUCUACUACACGGACGACGAGGCCGACGCCUUCCUCGGCCUCUCCGCCAGGAUCAACUUCGGGGCGCCCACCGCCGAGGCGGUCAGGUACCCCGACGACCCCUACGACCGGAUCUGGGAGUCGGACAUGGUCAGGAGGGCCAACUACCUGGUGGACGUCGCCCCCGGCACCGUGAGCGUCUCCACCGACAGGCCCGUCUUCGUGGCCUCCGGCGAGAGGCCGCCGCAGAAGGUGAUGCAGACGGCGGUGGUGGGCUCGCUCGGGGAGCUCACCUACCGCCUCAACCUCAACGGCUUCCCGGGCAACGGCUGGGCCUUCUCCUACAUGGCGGAGAUCGAGGAGUUCGUGGCCCCCGAGACGCGCAAGUUCAAGCUCUUCAUCCCCGGCCUGCCGGAGGUGAGCAAGCCCACGGUGGACGUCGGCGAGAACGCGCCGGGCAAGUACCGGCUCUACGAGCCGGGCUUCCUCAACAUCACGCUGCCGUUCGUGCUCUCGUUCGCGUUCCGCAAGACCAACGACUCGUCCAAGGGGCCCAUCCUGAAUGCCUUUGAGAUAUACAAGUACAUCCACAUCCAGCUGGGCUCCCCGGAUGCGCCGGUGAUGGCAGGCCUGGCGUCGCGUUACGCCUCGGCCGAGUGGGCAAUGGAAGGCGGCGAUCCGUGUCUCCCUUGGCCGUGGUCUUGGGUGAAAUGCACAUCAGAUUCAGAAGCGCAACCAAGAGUCAUUGCCAUAAAUCUUUCAGGAAAGAACUUGACGGGCAACGUGCCGCCGGAACUAGGGGCCUUGCCAUGCUUAGCAGAGAUCGGACUUGCUAAUAACAUGCUGACGGGCCCAAUCCCUGACCUCAGUGGCUCGUCCAACCUAUCCAUCAUUCACCUCGAGAACAAUCAACUGACAGGAAAUGUUCCGUCAUACUUUGGCAGCUUGCCAAAACUGAGCGAGCUGUACCUUCAAAACAACAAGCUGUCUGGAUCCGUACCCAGGGCUCUGCUAAGUCGAAGCAUUAUUUUCAACUACUCCGGGAACAUGUAUCUUGGAACAGGGACCCAAAAGAAGAAACAUGUAAUCAUCAUCAUAUCUGCUCUGCUUGGAGCAUCCUUGUUGCUUGCAGCCGGCCUAUGUUGCUACAUGCUGACACGCAGGAGCACUAAGAAACAGCACUCCUCACCGCAAGCAGGAGCAGAUGAUGGCGAUGACUUUACAAACAAGAACAAGUUGCAGAACCACCCAAUAAUAAGCUCGCAGCCGCAGACCCGUGAAAUCGCCACCGAGACUGCUCAUCCGUACAGUUUAUCUGAGCUCCAAGUGGCGACCAGCAACUUCGCCAGCAGGAUCGGCUCGGGGGGGUUCGGGAUCGUCUACUACGGGAAGCUGAGCGAUGGAAAGGAGAUUGCAGUGAAGGUGCCUACCAACGACUCGUACCAGGGGAAGAAGCAAUUCAGAAACGAGGUGUCUUUGCUCUCAAGGAUACACCACAGGAACCUCGUGGCGUUUCUGGGCUACUGCCAUGAGGAUGGGAGAAACAUUCUGGUCUACGAGUUCAUGCACAACGGAACCCUCAAGGAGCACCUGCAUGGGCGCGACAAGCACAUCAGCUGGAUCAAGAGGCUUGAGAUUGCAGAGGAUGCGGCGAAAGGGAUCGAGUACCUCCACACUGGAUGCACGCCAUCCAUCAUCCACAGAGACAUCAAGACGAGCAACAUCCUUCUUGACAAGCAGAUGCGAGCCAAGGUGUCCGACUUCGGGCUCUCCAAGUUGGCCGCCGAGGAGUCUCACGCGUCCACCAACGUGAGAGGGACACUAGGCUACCUGGACCCGCAGUACUACACCUCCCAGCAGCUGACCGAGAAGAGCGACAUGUACAGCUUCGGCAUCAUCCUUCUGGAGCUCAUCUCCGGGCGGCCUCCCAUCUCCACCAUCUCCUUCGGGGAGCACUUGCGCAGCAUCGGGCCAUGGGCCAAGUGGUACUACGAAAGCGGCGACAUCGAGGCCAUCAUCGACCCCUCCAUCUCCGGCUCCGGCGGGUACCAGGACGUGCAGUCCAUCUGGAAGAUCGCCGAGGCCGCGGUGCGGUGCAUCGACGCGGAGCCCCGGAAGCGGCCGUGCAUGCCGGAGGUGGUGAAGGAGAUCCAGGACGCCAUGGCGCUCGAGCGGUCGUCGGCGUCGGAGACCAUCAUGACCAUGAGGGGAGGCGCCGGCGGCGGGUGCCCCUUCUCCCCUGCGGCGGCGAGCGUCAGGUCCGGCGGGACCAUGAGGUCGCACGACAUGGUCAUGGACAACCUGCUGCUCAUGGACGACGACGACGACGACUCGGCGGCCACCUCCUUCUCCGGCUCCGUCGGCAAGCUCAAAUACCCGGAGCUGCGCUAAGAUUGUUGUUUGUUUGUUUUGUUUUGAGCUGCAAUUUUAUUUAGUGCUGUACUGCACUAGAUAGUAUUUUUCAUCCAACAAACGUGGGAUCAACUCGAUCGCGAUCCAACAGAGUGCUUACAAA